AUGGACGAUUGGGACCCCUUUGCCGAUCCAGGUGACGCGGAGCCAGCACCUGCCGCGAAGGCUCCGGCCCCAAAGCCGAUCAGCGCAGUGGUUCGCAAAGCCGAUGACAUCUUUGCUGCACUGAGGGCUGAAGCAGAAGAGGAGGAGAAGGCUCCCGCUGGAAGCGGAGCGGUGGAUGUUCAGCAGAGACUGGACACGCUUUUUGGGAUGGAUGACGAGGAGGUGGAGCUGCUGCGGCAGGAGUUCGCAGGUGUCACUGCUGACUGUGGCGGCCAACACUUCUUCCCCAUGUGGCGCCGGGCCUUGCCCCUCCUUGAGAAGACCGAGGCCCCAUGCAGCAAUUUGCUAGGGCUGAUGAUCGACGACUGCGUGGGCCUUUUGGCCGAUCCCAGCAGCAACGGGAAGCAAGCGGUGCAUGUGGCGCUGCCGGAGGGCAAAGCAAGCAAUGAGGUGGUCUUCGUCCUCGCAUGGGGAGGGGGCAGUCUGAUGGACAUACAAGAUUUGGUGGAGGUCUAUCGCGAGAUCAUGCCGGGCUGCACCAUUUUCAUGUCCACCAGCAACCAGAAAAACAGCUUUGGUCUCCGGCGCCAAUGUGCUGUUGGAAUUCGAGCUGCUACGGACGCCUGGGCGUCAAGUUCCGCCAAGCCAAAGCUGUUAGUACAUCUCUUCAGCAAUUCCGGCAUGCACACCUGGACCGAGCUCUUGCAGGCAUGGGGGUCGUUGAGUUCCAGCGCGAACCUCGAGGAGCAAGGUAUUUCCCUUGCGAUGCCGCUGCCGCCCAUUGCAGAAGUGCUCCGAGGGGUGAUCCUGGAUUCGGCCCCGGAUGGCUCCGUCCCGCUGGACGCCUGCAUCCAGAGCCUGGUGCAGUCCGUGGCGGCCGUGGUGUCGCUGGCGGUCUCCUCGAACCAUGAUGGCUCGGAGGAAGCAAGGAAGGAAGCUGAGAUCAGCAGCAAGCGUGCAGUGUCGGCCAUCAUUGCUGGGAGCUCUGUGGUGAAGGCGCAUCUCUAUCGGAAGCCGGCGAAGAUGUUGACCAAGAAGGCGAGCGCGGACACGGUGGUGGUGCACUCACUGGAGCCUCCAGUGCCCAUGCAGUUCAUCUACUCCAAGGAUGACAAUAUCAUUCUGGCGCCUGGCGUCGAACGGUAUUUGCAGGAGGUGAACGAGCGGCCGAGCCGGCAGGGCUUGGCCAAGCCACGUGUAUGGUGCAUCGAGAAGUCCAGGCAUUGCAUGCACAAGCUCUCUCGCCCCGAAGAAUACAGGAAGUGCCUCACGGUCUUUGCCCAGAGCACCAUGGGUUGA
Messenger RNA from Durusdinium trenchii, 1299 nucleotides. NCBI's taxonomy places the organism in Eukaryota, Dinophyceae, Suessiales, Symbiodiniaceae. The record is from the annotation of a GenBank genome assembly.